GGGGGAUUCUCUGAAGCAGUCGUAUAUCGACUGCGACACGGUGACUACGUUAGACAUACACCAGAUACGGCUUCGUUUCUCAGGCAAUUUUUGCAGCACAUCCCUUUGGCGCACAAACACGGCGCAAUCAGAAGGAAGCAAGCCAGCGAAGUAAAAAAAAGCCCAAAGAACCGAGGCUCGAGGCUCGACAAACAGUUUCCUGCAAAGUCGCAUGCCUCGGCACACGACAACCAGUCUACAUUGUACCCUUAACUUGGUCUUGACUUUUAAUCCCUUCCGAGGACGUCGGGACUUGUGACCUCUCGUCAACAAUCACGACUUCGAGGCCUCAACAGCUCCCUCGCUGACAUUUUGGCAAACAUGUCGCCGUAUAUCACGGGGCCAACGCCCCUGCGCAUCGUGCAGGAACCUCCCUUCACCGUUGAAGCCCCUGGCUAUCAGCCUGUCGACGGCGAAACCAUUCCACGCCGCCAUCCCAAGGCUAAGGAUGGCCUCAUUGAACGCCCUGCUCCUGAUGUCAACACCACCUUUGACCUGGUCAAGCGGAGCGCCGAACGCUAUGCCAACGAGCCCGCAGUUGGUAGCCGGAAGCUGCUCCAGACGCACAAGGAGGUCAAAAAGAUCCCCAAGCUCGUCGACGGCGAAACGACCUAUGUCGACAAGGAGUGGACCUACUACGAGCUCUCGGAUUACUCGUACAGGACCUACCAGGAGUACUUUACUAUGGUCCUGCAGAUUGGUGCCGGUUUGAGGAAGCUGGGGUUAUCUCCUCAAGACAGGCUGCACAUAUUCGCGACAACAAGUCCGGAAUGGCUCGCCAUGGCCCAUGCAUGCUCAUCUCAGUCCAUGACCAUUGUCACCGCCUACGACACGCUCGGCGAGAGUGGCGUCGAGCACUCGCUUGUGCAAAGCAAGGCCAAUGCCAUGUUUGUAGAUCCCCAUCUGUUCAAGACAAUUGCGAAGCCGCUCAAAAAGGCCCAAUCCGUCAAAACCCUCAUCUACAACCAGGCCACGCACUUGCCCGUAUCCGACGACGACCUCGAGAAAUUCAAGUCAUCUCAUCCGGAGCUUAGAGUCGUCUCGUUCGAAGAGCUGCGCGCCCUCGGCGAGGAGAACCCGACCGACCCGGUACCACCGGACCCCAAGGACACAUACUGCAUCAUGUACACUUCCGGGAGCACCGGCCCACCAAAGGGCGUCCCCGUGACGCACGCCGGGUUCGUCGCCGCCGUUGCGGGCCUCUACGCCGUCAUGGAAGAAGCCGUCUCGCACCGCGACUGCAUCCUCGCGUACCUCCCGCUGGCGCACAUCCUCGAGCUCGUGCUGGAGAACCUAGUCAUCUUUGCCGGCGCCACCCUGGGGUACGGCAGCCCGCGCACGCUCGCCGACCAGAGCAUGCGGAACUGCCACGGCGACAUGCGCGCUUUCGCGCCGACCAUCAUGGUGGGCGUGCCGCAGAUCUGGGAGACCAUCAAGAAGGGCAUCGAGACCAAGGUCAACUCGUCCGGCACGCUGACGCGCUCGCUCUUUUAUGCCGCCCUGCACCUCAAGUCCUUCCUCGUCAGCAACAACCUCCCCGGCCAGGGCCUCCUCGACACGCUCGUCUUCAACCAGGUCCGCGCCAUGACGGGCGGCCGGCUGCGCUUCAUCGUCAACGGCGCCAGCGGCAUCGCCACGCCGACCCUGCACUUCAUGAGCCUGGUGCUAGCCCCGAUGCUGAGCGGGUACGGGCUGACCGAGACGUGCGGCAACGGAGCGCUAGGAUGCCCAUUGCAAUGGACGUCGGACGCCAUCGGGCCCGUGCCGGCGGCAGUCGAGAUGAAGCUCGUGUCUCUGCCGGACCUCGGCUACAGCGUCAACGCAACCCCUCCACAAGGUGAAAUCCUCCUGCGCGGCAAGCCCGUCGUAACAGCCUACUUUGAGAACCCCGAAGAGACGGCCAAAGCCGUGACGCCCGACGGGUGGUUCCGCACGGGCGACAUUGGCGAGUUUGACGCGAAGGGACACGUGCGCGUCAUCGACCGCGUCAAGAACCUCGUCAAGCUCCAGGGCGGCGAGUACAUUGCCCUCGAGAAGCUAGAGGCCAUCUACAGGGGUUGCGGGUACGUGUCGAAUAUUGUUGUCCACGGCGACAGCGGUUACCCGCGCCCCGUCGCCGUCGUCGUGGCCAAUGAGAAAACACUUGGCGAAAAAGCACGCCGCUUGGGGGUUGAUGACAAGGACAAGGCCGCCAUGUACCGCGACAAGCGGGUCCGCGGGGAGGUGCUCAAGGAUUUGCAGGCUGUGGCUAGGAAGGAGGGGUUGAGCCCCAUGGAGACGGUGGCGGGUGUGGUGCUUUCUGACGAGGAGUGGACGCCGGCGAAUGGCCUUGUGACUGCAACGCAAAAGGUUAACAGGAGAGCAAUACGGGAGAAAUACGACAAAGAGAUCAAGGAAUGUUUGGAAGGGAAGUGAAAUCUCUUGAGCAUCACUGGGCUCACUUGGCUAGGCUCAUUGCAUCCUGUCUUGCAUUGUCGUGUCUGUUGGGGCAUACUAAAUAGGGAGUAAUGUACAUUUUUGAGCUACGGUGUUGGGUACGGACAUCUGCGAGUUUGUUUACAUCUCCUUCUGUCUGGAUGGGAGAACAAAAAUCAACCACUGUUGGCAUGAGUUGGACGGUAAAAUGACGAUAUGAUCAAUAGACAUGACAUCUUGCAAAAUGGUAUCUCAGCAAGAGUAUGUAUGUAUGUACAAGAGCAAU
Molecule: messenger RNA, 2740 nt
Organism: Canariomyces notabilis
Lineage: Eukaryota; Fungi; Ascomycota; Sordariomycetes; Sordariales; Chaetomiaceae
Product: acetyl-CoA synthetase-like protein
Exons: 3
Coding region: 361-2454 (697 amino acids)
Biological process (GO): long-chain fatty acid metabolic process; long-chain fatty-acyl-CoA metabolic process
Cellular component (GO): lipid droplet; plasma membrane; endoplasmic reticulum
Molecular function (GO): long-chain fatty acid-CoA ligase activity
Source: RefSeq, a predicted model, not a curated record